Molecule: messenger RNA, 612 nt
Organism: Emericellopsis atlantica
Lineage: Eukaryota; Fungi; Ascomycota; Sordariomycetes; Hypocreales; Bionectriaceae
Exons: 4
Coding region: 106-537 (143 amino acids)
Source: RefSeq, a predicted model, not a curated record
GUUGAACCGCUCGUGGCAAUUGAUUUGGAUUCACUUUGCGUACACAAACUGAGGCCUAGUUUUUGAAGUAAGACACCAAAGCAUUCUCAACGAGGAGCAUCAACCAUGUCGUACAAAUCCGAAUACCCUGCCGGCGUCCACGUCGACCCCGAGAUCAAGUCCUUUUUCGAGAACUUCUACGCCAUCUCAGACACUCCUGGCGACCACGACAAGUACGUCGACCAGUUCACGCCCGAUGCGACAUUUGUGCUCGCCUCGAACAAGUCUACCGGCCAUGAGCAGAUCAAGCAGAUGAGACUCGGCAUGUGGGCCAAUGUGACGUCUCGCAAGCACACAAUCCCCAAGAUCGCACCACUCAGUGACACCGAGUUGCUUCUCUACGGGACAGUGGCGUUUGAGCUCAAGUCAGGCGACAAGGCCGCAUUGGACUGGGCUGGACGGGCUGAGAUCGAGAAGAGCAGUGGCGAUGGCAAGUGGCGAUUCAAGUUCUAUCAGGUAUACCUCGACACGGGCGCAUUGAAUGCAUACAAGAAGUAGGAUGGGGAUUUAUAUUUAGAGUGAAUGGGCAAAAUCGACAAUGAGCUGACCGACUUGCUCUGGUGCCUCGAUGAC